GAAACCUCCCAGUCUCUUCUCUCCCGGCCCCGCCCCACUCCGCCCCGCCCCACUCCGCCCCGCCCCGCUCUGCUGCUCCUUCGCGGCUGCUGGCUGCCUCUGGAAACCUAAAGGAUGAGCUGAAACUCCGCAGCUGUUACUGUGACCAGCGCUAAUCACUGGGGCUUUGGGUUUGGCCGGAAGCCCCUUUCCCUGCGCCUGGUCCCAGCUCAUUUCCUGUCCGGCUCCGCGCGUCGAGCAGCGACCUGGCUCUGCAGGCAGGCGGCCCAGGCGCCCGGGCCUGUGGUGUCUACCUGAAGAACAUUUUACUUUAAAAGGAAAAGAUGCUAUCUCCAAAUGAUAAAAAGUUAGAAAAGCUGGAUCCAUUUUAUCGACCUUCUAUGUCCAAGCAGAAGACCAGCGCAGAAAUCAUAAGUGAAGCACGAAAUGCAUUAAGAACAGUUGGGACGCAAAGACCAUUUACACCACGGGAAGACCAAAGAAAACUCUUUGGUCCUGCAUCUUCCAGAACACCGGAAAACAGACCUCCUUCUUCCUUCAGCCUCCAUGCAUCCAGUUUUGAGUCAUCUGAGUCCAGGCCCAUCUCUGGUGCUCGUCUCAGUCCACUAGAUUUUAAACCGAAAGCUCCGGCAUCUCCUACCACGGAGGAGGAUCCUUGCCUUGCCUUUCCCAAGCCCCCAGUGGACCCAGCGAAGAUCAGAAGACUAAGCAGUGCCCGGGCUCGCUUAUUCAGGGCGGCCUCCCAGGGGGCCCUGCUGCCCGACAGGACCCUGCCUCCUGCUGAGUCAAAGACGACGGUGGAACCCGAGGAAACAGUUGUGAUGGGGGACCCUAUGGUGAAAAUAAAUGGGAUUUAUUUAACAGAAUCAAGAGCUGUUGGCUGCUUACAGAGUCACCCACUUCAGCUAACUUAUGACGGAGGCUUCAGUGAAAUCGAGAAGCAAGAAAUAUUCAAAGGGACAACCACCUUGCCAUCCCAUCUCAGAAGUGGAGGGGACCAGGGAAAGAGGCGUUCAAGAGCCUCAUCUUGUUUCCAUAGCUCAGACCUGAGCCGACUGGAAACCAGAGCAGCCUCAAAAGCUGACGUGCAAGAAAAGGAGACAGAAAUAGAAGUAGAUGAAGUCUUUUGGAAUACAAGGAUCGUACCAAUUUUGCACCAAUUAGAAAAGGAAGAAAACAUUGAAACGAUUUGUGCUGCUUGCACACAACUUCAUCACGCUUUAGAGGAAGGAAACAUGCUUGGAAAUAAAUUUAAGAGAAGAAGUGUUCUCCUGAAGACCCUGUAUAAACUAGUUGAUAUUGGUUCAGACUUGCUCAGCCUUAAACUUGCAAAAAUUAUUCUAGCACUUAAAGUGAGUAGAAAGAAUCUUCUUAAUGUCUGCAAACUUAUAUUUAAAAUUAGCAGGAGUGAGAAGAAUGACUUUCUGAUUGAGAAUGACAGCAUUCUAGAAUCAUUAUUGGAGGUCCUGAGAAGUGAGGAGCUACAGACGAACAUGGAAGCUUUCCUAUACUGUAUGGGGGCUAUCAAGUUCAUUUCUGGAAAUCCACGAUUUCUCAAUGAAAUGAUCAGCAAAGGUGCUGUGGAAAUAUUGAUGAAUUUGAUCAAGCAGAUAAACGACGACACCAAGAAAUGUGGCACCUGCUUGCCUAACUCAGGCCACUUACUAGUCCAAAUGACGGCUACACUCAGAAACUUGGUUGAUUCACCGCUAGCAAGAAGUAAGUUGCUGAGCAUCAGUGCCCUUCCCCAGCUCUGCACGGUGAUGGGACAAUACAUGGCUGACAAGGAUGUCUGCACCUAUAUUGCCAGAAUAUUCAGCAAACUUACUUCUUACCAUGACUGCUGUGUAGCCUUGGCCAACUACUCCAGAUGUUACGCCUUGUUUUUGAAACUGAUAAACAAAUACCAGAAGAAACAGGAUUUGGUCGUCCGCAUUGUCUUUAUUCUCGGCAACCUGACGGCGAAAAAUAACCAGGCUCGCGAACAGUUUUCCAAAGAGAGGGGGAGCAUCCCGACCCUGCUGGCGUUGUUCCAUGCAUUCUACAAACUGGACCUGUGUGCAGAGAAGCCGAUGGCGGGAGCGGAGCAGCCCCAGACGCCCAGGCUGCGGGCCCAGGCGGAGGACGUGCUCAUCAAGCUGACCCGGGUGCUCGCCAACUUAGCCAUCCACCCUGGCAUCGGCCCUGCGCUGGCCGCCAACCCGCACGCCGUGGGCCUGCUGCUCACCACGCUGGAAUACAAGUCAAUUGAGGAUUGUGAGGAGCUGGUGAUCAAUACUACAGCCACAAUCAACAACUUAUCUUACUACCAAGUGAAGAAUUCUGUAAUUCAGGACAAAAAGCUAUAUAUUGCUGAAUUGCUCAUAAAGCUUCUUGUGAGUAAUAACAUGGAUGGAAUCCUAGAGGCUGUGCGUGUUUUUGGAAACCUCUCCCAGGACCAUGACAUCUGCGAUUUCAUUGUGCAGAAAAAUGUUCACAAGUUCAUGAUUGCCCUGCUGGAUGCCAAGCAUCAGGAUAUUUGCUUUUCUGCCUGUGGCGUUCUCCUAAAUCUCACUGUGUAUAAAGAAAAGCGUGCCAUCCUAAAAGAAGGAGGUGGCAUUAAAAAGUUGGUGAAUUGUUUAAGACAUUUUGGUCCCACCGAUUGGCAGCUGGCCUGCUUGGUUUGCAAAACUUUAUGGAACUUCAGUGAAAAUAUCACCAAUGCUUCAUCGUGUUUUGGAGAUGAGGACACCAACACGCUCUUAGUCCUGCUGCCAUCAUUUUUAGAUGAAGAACUAGCACUGGACGGCAGUUUUGACCAAGACCUAAAAAACUAUCACAAACUCCAGUGGGAAACAGAAUUCAAACCUGUGGCACAGCAGCUUCUAAACCGAAUUCAGAGUCAUCACACCUUCCUGGAACCCCUGUCUAUUCCUUUCUAACACGACGCAGCUUCACAGAAACAGGAAGUCAGGUCUCCUUCAUUCUUAAGCAGUGGUAACAAGCACAAACAUUUGUUUCUUGGUAUUGACACAUACUGAAAGUUUUUCAGAUACUGAUUAGGGAGUAGUCUAAGGUUUUUAGAAGAAAGAAGCAAUUUUUUUUCUCAUUAGGUAUUAUGGAAAAAUGAAUAUAAAUGUACUUUCUGCUAUGAGAAAUGUAAGAUGAAAAUAUAUCCAUGGGUUUUCUAAGUAAAUGACUUUUUCUUCUGUUCUCUAGUCAGUACUUCAGUUCUAAUCUUAAAAUCCCGACUGAACAAUUCUUGAAGUGUUUAUCUGUUCUGUAGUUAAGUGAGCUGUGUGAUGAAAUUAGAUUUUUGUAUAUAGGAGGAAUGGUGGUCAAUGCUAUGAGGAACACAUUCCUACAUAAACAUCCGUACUAAUUCUUGUAUCCUCUAAGAAUAACUUUCUGGUUAUGACUAGUAUUUUUCUCAUUCUCCAAUUAAGAGUAAGAGUAAGCCAGAACAUUUAGAAAAGACUUCUUUGGGCAAUAAAUAAAUAAGUAAGUAAAUAAGUAAAAUAGAUGGAAAAGGGAGUAUUUUAGCUCUUUCUUCUCACUUGAAAUAAAAUGACUAGACCAGACAGUCCUAAUUGUAAAUUUCUGGGACUAAGAGGUGACGUAAUGUCCUAUAAAAGGGACUAGGCUCAGGCAUAUGGCAGAGCUCAGUUUGAAUCCUAGCUAUCUCCUGCUUUGGCCUUGGGCAAGCAGCUUAAUUUCUUUAGCUUCAACUGUAAAAUAAGAAUACUUGAUUAUAGUUCAGUUUGAAAAAAAACAUUAAAUGGGCAAAUUGCCUAGUACAGUGUCUGAUGUGGUUAGUAGGUACCCAAUAAAUGAUAACAUUAGGAUGGUAAUUAGUUUAUUAGUCUGCCAUUCUUUGCAGGGUAAGUUUGGCCUUUGAAUGAAUGACAAAAGCCAAAGAAACUGAGAUGGCCAUUAUCCUAUAUUAGCCAAGUGAGGAUUUGGAAAUAAAAGGAGAUGUACUACUCUGCUUGGAGAAAAGCUGUUAUUAAUGGCUCCUCACCUUACAAAAUGCCAAAACUAAUGGGAAGAAAGCAGAUACCCCAGACCGAAGCCCGGAAUGGCUUUCAAAGGCCAUUAGAAAAUACCUAAAUUUCCAGGAAGAAAUAAACUUUCCUAGGGCCCUUCUAAUCUGGGGCUUGUCUCUGACAAGGGCUCAGCACAAUCCCAUGGGGCCAUGCCUUAUUGUAGAGUGUGAUGGGCUCAUCUCUCAAAACCAUUUAAGGAUCUAAGUCUUUAAAAAAUUUUUUUAAAAAUUUUUAUCUAUAUCAGAUUAUAUAUUCUACUUUCAAUGAAAAAGAUUAAACUAUUUCCCUUGCUAACAUGGCCCCCUCAGUAUUUAUUACUAAUCUAAUAACUCAUGGUGGAAUACCACUAUAUAACUCAACAUAUAAACUCCUCACCUUCAGACUCAUAUGCAAGCUGGACCUCUUGGAGUCAGCUAUCUGCCUCCUCCACCUUUAAAGAUUUUAUUUUUUAAGUGAUCUCUACAUUGAACAUGCGGCUUGAACUCACAACCCCAGGAUCAGGAGUUGUAUGUUCUACUGACUGAGCCAGCCAGGCACCCUGCCUUUUUAAAAAAGGGUUAAAGAACACAUAACAUAAAAUUUACCAUACUAUUUUCAAGUGUACAGUUCAGCUGUGUUAGGUAUAGUCACAUUGCUCUGCAAUAGAACUCUAGAAUUUUUUCAUUUUGCAAAACUAAAACUCUAUAUCUGUUUAAAAAAAAAAAAAUCCCCAUAUCCUCUCCCCCCCACCCGAGCUCCUAACAACCACCAUUCUACUUUAAUUCUAUGAAUUUGAUUAGUUCAGAUACCUCCCGUAAGUGGAAUUUGUCUCUCUGUACUGGCUUAUUUCACUUAGUGUAGUAUCCUCCAAGUCUGUCCGUGUUGAAGCAUGAGACCGGAUGUUCUUCCUUUUUAAAGCUGAAUAAUAUUUCCUUGUAUGUACAUCUCAUAUUUUGUUUAUCCAGUCAUCGAUCAAUGGGCGUUUGGGUUGCUUCUGCCUCAUGGUUAUUGCGAAUCAUGCUGCCUUGAACAUGGCAUGUAAAAUUCUUUGAGAUCCUGCUUUGAAUUCUUUUGGGUAUACAUCUAGAAGUGGAACUAGUGGAUCAUAUAGUGGUUCUAUUUUUAAUUUGGGGAUGGGGGAAUAUCUAUACUGUUUCCCAUGGAGACUGCACUGUCUUACAUUACCACCAGCAGUGCACAAAGAUUUGAAUUUCUUCACAUCUUUGCCAACACCUGUUAUUUAUGUUUUAUAUAGUAGUCCUCAUAAGAGGCGUAAAGUGGUAUCUCAUUGAGGUUUUGAUUUACAUUUCUCUAACAAUUAGUGAUGCUGAAUAUCUUUUCAUAUGUUUGUUGACUAUUUGUGUGUCAUACCUGGAUUAAUGUCCAUUCAAGUCCUUUGCCCAUUUCUCAGUUUGGUCUGAGUUUUUUAUUGUUGAGUUGAAGGAGUUCUUUAUAUAUUCAGGGAAUUAACCCCUUAUCAGGUAGGU
Molecule: messenger RNA, 5491 nt
Organism: Lutra lutra (Eurasian river otter)
Lineage: Eukaryota; Metazoa; Chordata; Mammalia; Carnivora; Mustelidae
Gene: ARMC2
Product: armadillo repeat containing 2
Exons: 18
Coding region: 324-2921 (865 amino acids)
Biological process (GO): sperm axoneme assembly; cilium organization
Molecular function (GO): protein binding
Source: RefSeq, a predicted model, not a curated record